This is a messenger RNA of Daldinia caldariorum, 2113 nucleotides long. RefSeq names its product mannose-binding lectin. Bases 470 to 1795 code for a protein of 441 amino acids. NCBI's taxonomy places the organism in Eukaryota, Fungi, Ascomycota, Sordariomycetes, Xylariales, Hypoxylaceae. Gene Ontology annotation, cellular component: cytoplasm. The transcript has 2 exons. Gene Ontology annotation, molecular function: sphingomyelin phosphodiesterase activity. The record is from RefSeq and is a predicted model, not a curated record.
GGGCGAUUGGCAGGCAAUUGAUAUUAGAAAGAAAUUCUGUUAACGUUCUAGCUACGCGAUAGUCGGUGUAAAUGCGUACCUACCAGGUAGGUAGGUAGACUAGCUUGGUUCGUGAAGCCAAUCAUCAUAACGGCUGAGAACAUGAACUGGAGGCAUUGUUGAAUUCAACAACAGCAAAAAGCUGUUAAGAGCAGCUGUAUAGCGGAACGCGUUGCAUUGGCCUUGAAUUCGUGCGGAGCAGGGCCGGCAAAGUGCCCAAUUAUGGUAAUCGCAGGCCGAGAGGAUGGAGACAUUGCGAGAUGAUGGAUACGACCUUUAUUGACAAAACCUAUCUCAAUGGGUAACGUGUUGCGCGUGUUUGUCCACCAGUGAUAGCCUAAGUAGAUGUGAGGCCAAUAUAAAAGGUGUUCAACGAUCAUCACCAGUGACGAAACUCAAGCUGAUACCAUCGAUUCUUGCCAUUGUAAAGAUGAAGAGUCGGAUCGUAAACCGUCCCAUCUCGGCGGGCGCAUUCGCCCUGUUAGUCGGCAAUGCACUGGCAGCCGGUAGCGGCGAGUUCAGCGUCCUGACUAUGAAUGUCGCAGGCUUGCCGGACUUCCUCAACAAUAACGAGGUUCCGGGAGACAAGGCUACUAACUCAGGGCUGAUAGGCACGAAGCUCGCGCAGUACGAUUAUGACAUAAUUCACGUACAAGAGGAUUUCAACUAUCACGCCUACCUCUACGACAAGGAUACGCACCCUUAUCGCACGGCUACUUCGGGCGGUGUACCCUUCGGCUCUGGGCUUAAUACCUUGUCCAACUUCGACUGGAUUGACUAUGAGCGCGUCAAAUGGGAAACAUGCAGCAUUGGCUCAGGCGAUUGUUUGACGCCCAAGGGUUUUACUUUUAUGCGUGCCGCCCUUGACGAUGGCGUUUAUGUCGACGUAUACAAUCUUCACACCGAUGCGGGUACCGAAGACGGCGAUAUAACGGCACGUGCCGCAAAUCUCAAGCAGGUGGCGGACGCUAUUGAUGCUCGCAGCUCUGGCAACGCUGUGCUCGUAUAUGGCGACACCAACAGCCGCUAUACCCGGACGGGUGACGGUAUCCGCAUCUUCUCUGAGCAGAAUGGGCUUCAGGACACUUGGGUUGAACUCGUGCACGGUGGCAACAUCCCGAAUGUCGAGACCGUUUGUAAUAACCCAAGCACCACCAACGAGUGCGAGACAGUCGACAAGGUCUUCUACCGCGGCAGCGCGCUGCUCAAACUGAGCGCCACAUAUUGGAACUACGAGAGCACCAAAUUCUUGCAGUCUGACGGCAGUAUCCUGUCAGACCAUAAUCCAAUCACUGUGAAUUUCACCUGGUCAGCAGGAUCGAAUCUGCGGCAAUCUGGAUUCUGGGGUGGCCCGCACGGUACUUGGUUUAGCGAUGUCACAUCACUCUCUGGAAAGACGUCACCAAAAGUCAGUGCGCUCACCUUCCGGGGUGCGGACAGGCUGGAUAGUGUGGGCCUGAAGUUGACCGACGGCACGACAUUCACGCACGGAGGUGAUGGUGGCAAUGUUGCGACGUUGGCGCUCAAUGCCAACGAAUAUUGGACUAGCGCUCAACUAUGUCAGGGCCAGAAGAGUAGCCAGACGCGCAACUUCUAUAUCAAGGCAACGACAAGUACCGGUCGGACUCUGGAGGCCGGAAAGUCUACUUCGGAUUGCUCGACUUUCACGGCGCCGGACGGGUGGGGUAUCGUCGGUUUCCUAGGCCAGAGCGGCGAUGAGAUAGAUCAGCUAGCGUUCGUGUAUGCGCCGCAGUAGAUUGAAGAUAUUCUACCGCGAUGGUAAAUCCGUUUAUUAAUUGUAAUAAUACGCUAAUAUAAAAUCUAUCUUAUUACUGGUAGACUUGACGAAGUAAGGAAAGGGGGUUUGAUUGUCGACUAUUUGCCGAGCUAAUCUAGAUUCUCCGACUACGUAGAAUUUGCAUCAUGCUGUUGUAGUCAACUAGCCUGAAUUGCAGCUUAUCUUCUAUACCUCCACGUCUUGAGAUUUCUAACGUGAAUGAGAGAGGAUCGGCGUUGCACAUGGACCUAGUGUUAAGAUACCAGAUCGCUAGGUCCUAGUUGUGGAGCGGUUACA